Messenger RNA from Emiliania huxleyi CCMP1516, 1938 nucleotides. RefSeq lists its product as hypothetical. NCBI's taxonomy places the organism in Eukaryota, Haptophyta, Isochrysidales, Noelaerhabdaceae. Gene Ontology annotation, molecular function: catalytic activity. The record is from RefSeq and is a predicted model, not a curated record. The transcript has 2 exons. The coding region runs from base 1 to 1938 and encodes 645 amino acids.
AUGCGGUCGUCGGCCCUUCUGCUCGCUGCGCUUCCCACACUCCUCGCCUUUGCGUCGCAGCCAGCCCCGGAGUGCGAGGGCCCCACGAAGCCCGAAUGGCAUAGCUCCUUCCCACCAAAGGAGCUCCUCGCGCCGCUCAUGGGCCGCGGGCCCGGAACCUCAUCGCACCAGGACAUCUCGGAUUGGUAUUUAGCCAAUCUCCCGGACCUUCCCGGUCCGCCCGAGAUGACGCCGAAGGAGAUCGAGAUGGCGAAGAUGGGCGUGGUCGACUAUAUUGAGGCACGCAAGGCAGGGACGGUGACCUGCGAGGAGUACGUCUCCUUGCUGGUGAUGCGCCUCCGCCACUACGCUUCGAUGAAUGCGUUCAUGUACCUAGACAACGACCCAACCUGGCCGGAGCGGGUCAUCGAAGCGGCCAAGGCGAUGGAUGCCAAGGCGGCCGCGGAGGGCCUCAACUCGAUUGCCCCGUUCUACGGCCUCCCGGUUCCGGCCAAGGGCACCAUGGCGACGGUUGACUUCAAGUCGUCGGCCGGGGCUGGCAUGCUGCAUGACAUGACCGCCCUUCAGGACGCCCAGAUGCUCAUCGACGUCAAGGCCGCCAACGGCAUCAUUUUCGGGAAGACCAAUGUGCCCGAGUUCGCGAGCUCCAUCAUCACCUGCAACUACGCGAGCGGUUGCACGCAGUCGCCCUUCGGCCGCCUCAUGUCAGCAGGCGGCUCGAGCGGCGGCUCGGGUUCGGCGGUGGCGACUCGCCUGGCGCCCAUCGCGAUCUCCGAGGACACGGGCUCGUCGACCCGCAUCCCCGCCACGCAAAACGGCAACUUCGGCUAUGACCCGACCCGCGGUCACUACGCGAAUGAUGGCAACCCUGGCUUCUCGUACGUGCUCGACCAGACCGGGUUGAACGCGCGGUCGAUGGAGGACAUCAUCGCUUUCGACAGCGGCUUGUACGGUUACAACGCCUCUCAGUUCGGCGGGAAGAAGAUCUCCGAGUUGCGCAUCGGCGUGCCCCGCCAUCCCUUCGUCGACAUGUACGUCCCGAAGUGCGCAAACCCCAACCAGAACUUUGGCUUCUACCAGUUCCCGUCGAUGAUGCGCCCGUCGGUUCCCUUCAUGGAGACGUACGAAAAGGCAAAGGUGGCGCUCGUGGCAGCAGGAGCGACGCUUGUCGACGCGGAGUACCCAGACGACGAUGGAGACGGCAACGACAACCUCGAUGAGGCUCUCUUCUGCAUGAAGAUGAAGGAGAGCGAUGAGCUGCCCGUCUCGUGGCCACUAGACAUCUUCCACACGGCGUACGGCCAGAUGUCACAAUGGCUCUACCAAUACCUCAACACCUCAAUCUCGAUGAAGGAUCUGAUCGAGGACACUUGGUCUGCUGGCGCGACUCACGCGGGCAUCGGCUUUCUCACGGCUUCGCUGUACACUGAUGAGCUCCACUACGUCUUUCUCAUGCAGGAGAUGCGCAAGAAGGCCAUACUCGCGUGGAACGAGUACAUGGACAAGAACAAUCUCGACCUCAUCCUCGCCACCGGCGCGUCGCACACGCAGGACUACCUGUGCUCAACCACAGGCACGUGCGACAUCCAGCUGCUCGACCAGGAGACGGGCGAGUUCUACACGGCACAGGCGGGAGCCUCCACGAACGCGCUCUUCACUCUCUUCCAGCACAAGAUCCUCCCGCUGCCAAAGGUCGUCGUGCCUGCCGGUGUCGACGCGACAGGCAAGCCAGUGCCGUACGAGUUCCUCGGUCGCGGCGGUCCAAAGGGCAUGCCCGCCGGAGAGAUUCCGUACGUUUACGACAAGGAGGGCCUGAAGACGGUCGAUGCGGGCUUCCUACAGGACGUCAAGGUUGCCGUGGACGCCAUCCAGGCAAAGGACCCAUCCCUGAAGCCGACGCCGCCCGACAUGCUCAAGGGCGCAGGGAAUUUGUUCUGA